Messenger RNA from Durusdinium trenchii, 546 nucleotides. The record is from the annotation of a GenBank genome assembly. NCBI's taxonomy places the organism in Eukaryota, Dinophyceae, Suessiales, Symbiodiniaceae.
AUGUCACUGCGUACCCAGUCUUCUUAUCUCCAAAGCACCCAGCCAUUUUGUGGCAAUGUCGUUUCAGAGAAGAUUGCAGAGGUGAGACUGCAUGGUGAAGAGGAGCGUUCAGAAGUGCACACCCUGAAGCUUCACCCACCCUCGCGGAAGAUGAUUCAGGCCCGAGAAGAUGAAUCAACUCCGCAAGAUGAAGAUGUUUCUGUUCAUGAAUACGAAGAGGAUGAGGAACGAAGCGAAGAAGUUGAGAUCCACGAGAACAGUGGAGGAGAAGAGUCUAAUGAAAGCGACGAGGAGGCUUCGAGUACAGACUCUAGCGUGAAGGAAGAAAGCAAGGACCACCAUGUGUUAAUUGCUGCCAGCGCAAUGGAGACCAACUAUUCGGUCCACCGCAUGGAAGUGGUGGAGAUUCCAGAGCUGGAUGCUGACAACGUAAGGGCUGCUGUUGCUCGGGCCAAAGUGUCAGCACACUACAUGCAGAGUGCACGAAUACAGGGAAAGGCCGAUGACAAGAGUCCGAAGGAGAUGAACGCACCUGACGAGGGGUGA